This is a messenger RNA of Rotaria sordida, 660 nucleotides long. NCBI's taxonomy places the organism in Eukaryota, Metazoa, Rotifera, Eurotatoria, Philodinida, Philodinidae. The record is from the annotation of a GenBank genome assembly.
AUGAAACAUUUCGAUUUUGAUAUUUAUUCAUUUAUUUCUAUGGAAAGUCAAAUGAGUUUUCUGUCACAAGAAGAUAUUCAACAAACAUUUAAAGAUUUUCCAUGCACAAAAGUAAUAUCUUGUGUUGAUUAUUUUCAUCGUAAGCGAAAACUAGGACAAUGUCAUGUUUAUUCAUAUCCAUUUCUAAUGAAAUCUUAUGAAUAUAUUACAAAUAAUUUUCCAGGUGGAUAUUAUCCACAUGUUCGCAUAGUGUAUUUAUAUGAUGAACAUCCAUUUGAACAUGAAUUUUUUCGUCAAAUUUCUCUUGCAUUUCCAUUGAUGAGCAGAUUAACUUUGAUUAAUGAUUGUUCACAAAAUUCUAAACAAACGAUCAAUAUUAAUCAGAAUUUUGGAAUUAUUCGAUAUUAUCAUCUUAUUGAACUUGAUAUUCGACGAUGUCGUGAUGAUUAUACUGAAGAGUUUCUUAAUAGAAAAACAUAUUUACAUAAUUCGAUUUCACUUCAUAUUAAUGUGGAAUCAUUUGCAAGAAUAACACAGAAUUUUACAAGAAAUGAAAUACGAAUUAAUUGUAGCAAAGUAAAUGAAAUAUUUUUAUAUGGAGAAAACAAAUAUUCGAUUCAAUCUUUACAAAAUUAUUUUCCCUUUGCAAAAAUCGAUUGA